Molecule: messenger RNA, 912 nt
Organism: Aspergillus homomorphus CBS 101889
Lineage: Eukaryota; Fungi; Ascomycota; Eurotiomycetes; Eurotiales; Aspergillaceae
Product: SDR family NAD(P)-dependent oxidoreductase
Exons: 3
Coding region: 1-912 (303 amino acids)
Molecular function (GO): oxidoreductase activity
Source: RefSeq, a predicted model, not a curated record
AUGACUGCAGCAAUAGACUCCAGUAACAUCUUCCGCGUCGACGGCAUCGUAGCCGUCAUCACCGGCGGCGGCAGUGGCAUCGGCCUGAUCAUGACGCGUGCCCUAGCCGCCAACGGCGCCCACAAAGUCUACAUCCUCGGCCGCCGGCAGGAUGUGCUCGAGCAAGCGGCGGCCGAAUUUCCGGACGUGGUGAUCGCGCACCAAGCGGACGUGACCUCGAAGGCCGACCUGCAAGCAGCCGUCGACCGCAUCACGAAAGAAGUAGGCUACGUGAACCUGGUGGUCGCCAACUCCGGCAGCAUCGGGCCGGCCGUGCGCUUCAACCCGUCGGCAACGCUGUCGGAGCUGCGCCAGACCCUGUUCACUGACUUCGCCAUGGAGGACAUGACCGACACCCUGCACCUGAACAUCACCGCCGCCUUUUUCACCAUGACCGCCUUCCUCGAGCUGCUGGCCGCCGGCGCGCAGCAUGCCCUGCGCGGCGACGGGUUCGGCAAGCCCGCUCGUCCGGGGUCGGAUGUGCCCUCCAUCCAGAGCCAGGUCAUCUUCACCACCAGUGUCUCCGCCUUCAGUCGCCACUGGUCCUCCUCGCCUCCCUACACGACUAGCAAGGUUGCCAUCAUGCACGUCACCAAGCAUGCAAGCACUCAGCUCGCCCGCUUUGGGAUACGCGUGAAUGCUAUCGCCCCUGGCAUCUACCCGUCGGAGUUGGCCUCGGUUUUGACCCAAAAUCGUAAGCCAGAGGAGGAGGCCCCCGAGGACCCGCGCUUUAUCCCCGCCCGCCGGUUUGGCGGCGACGAGGAAAUGGCCGGCGCGAUCUUGUAUCUGGCUAGUCGGGCGGGCAGCUACUCGAAUGGAUCAAUUCUUGUGACUGACGGGGGUCGCCUAUCGGUUAUUCCCGCUACUUAUUAG